AUGGAACAACACAGUCAGGUACUCCCCAUGCUCAGGGGGAAAAGAGAGGCAGAGCCUGUGAAUACCAAGAGGAGGAUUAGCUACUCUCAGUUGGACGGUUCAGGUCAGUUGAAACUGUCAAUAGACAAGGAAGGCCGAGUUUUACUCCUUCAUAUCAUGGAAGCCCGAGAUCUCAUGAACAAAGACUCUCAACCUUGUGAUGCUUAUGUGAAGGUGUCAGUGGUACCAGAUAAUGAUCGGAAACGGAGGCAAAAAACUCAGACAAUCCCAGACUGUAAAAAUCCAGCUUUCCAUGAACGAUUUUUUUUUCCCAUCCAAGAGGCAGAUGAGCAGAAGCGCCUUCUGGUUGCUGUAUGGAACAGAAAGAGAGGCCAAAGACAGAGUGAACUCAUCGGCUGUAUGAGCUUUGGGGUGAAGUCUCUUUUGGCUCCUGACAAGGAGGUCAGUGGCUGGUAUUAUCUUCUGGGGCAGAACUUGGGCCGCACAAAACAUCUUAAAGUGGCAACUCGAAGGUUGAAGCAGAGGAGAGAUCUAUUACUGAAAAAGCCUAUGCUGGUACUGAGACAGGAGGACACAGAAAACAUGCAGCUCAAGAUCACUAUCCCAAGGGGAAGGGACGGCUUUGGCUUCACCAUCUGCUGCGACUCUCCUGUCCGAGUUCAAGCUGUAGAUUCUGGGGGCCCCGCAGACCGGGCAGGGUUGCAGCAGCUAGACACGGUGCUGCAGCUGAAUGAGCAGCCUGUGGAACACUGGAAAUGUGUGGAGCUGGCCCACGAGAUCAGGAACUGCCCUGGUGAGAUCAUCUUGCUCGUGUGGCGCAUUAUCCCUCAGAUCAAACCAGGGCCUGAUGGUGGCGUCCUACGCAGGGCCUCCUGCAAGUCAGCUCAUGACCUCCAGUCACCCCCAAAUAAACGGGAGAAGAACAGCAUCCUGGGUGCCCGCCCUGAGCAGCGCCGCAGCUGUCACCUGGUGUGUGACAGCUCAGAUGGGCUCCUUGUGGGUGGCUGGGAGCGCUACAGUGAGUUGGGGAAACAGACCCAGCACACUUUGCCACCACUGACCCGGGCUUCAGCCUCCACCGAUCCCAACUACAUCAUCUUGGCCCCCUUGAACCCAGGGAGCCAGCUUCUGAGGCCCGUGUAUCAAGAGGAGAGCAUCCCAGAGGAUGUAGGGAACACUAGCAAAGGGAAAUCCCUCACUGGCCUGGGGAAGAAAUCUCGACUGAUGAAGACAGUGCAGACCAUGAAAGGCUAUGGUAACUACCAGAAUUGUACCAUCAUGAAGCCCCAUGCCCCUCACUCAAGCUACGGAACCUAUGUGACAUUGGCUCCCAAAGUCUUGGUGUUUCCUGUUUACGUUCAGCCCUUAGAUCUCUGUAACACAGCUCGGACUCUGUUGCUAGCUGAGGAGCUUAUACUUUAUGAAGGGAGAAACAAAACUUCCAAGGUGACCUUGUUUGUGUACUCUGACCUGCUGCUCCUCACCAAGGAGGAUGAGCCUGGGCGAUGCAAUGUCCUGAGGAACCCGCUCUACCUCCAGAGUGUCAAACUGCAGGAAGGUUUGUCGGAAGACUUGAAAUUUUGUAUUCUCUAUCUGGCAGAGAAGGCGGAGUGCUUAUUAACUUUGGAAGCAUACUCACAAGAACAGAAGAAGAGGGUGUGUUGGUGCCUGUCCGAGAACAUCUCCAAGCAGCCCCAGCAGGCAGCAGCUGCACCGGAGAGCAAGAUGCUUGAGACAGACGUGGAUGAAAGAAGAAAGAUGCCUUCUGAGGAGGAAGUACCCUCUUCUACUGAGGGGGUGGCUAGUGGGGCACCUGAGGAACCAGGGCCUCUUGAGAGCAACCCUUCCCAAAAGGAGGUAUUUGCAGGGGAGGCCACAAGCCUGGAGAUGCCCCUGCCUGCUGAAGGGGUGGCCAACGAGGCAUCUGAAGAACAAAGUCUUCCUGAGAACAACCCAUCCCAAGGGGAGGCACUUGCAGAAGAGGCCACGAACCUUGAGGUGCCCCUGACUGCUGAAGGGGUGACCAAUGGGGCACCUGAAGAACCUGAGCCUCCUACCAGAGACUGUCCUCAAGGGGAAGUACCCACAGAAGAGGGUCCAGGCUCGAAGGCCCCUGCCUUAACUGACAAGCAGCCCUUUGUGAUCCCCGAGGUCCGCCUAGAUCCCAUGUUCAGCCAGAGCUUAGGGGCUGAAGGGAUAGAGCAGGAUGGUACCCUCGAUGAAGAUGCUGAAGAAGAGGAGGAAGAAGUAGAGGGUGAGGAAGGAUAUGAGGAAGAGGAUGAUGAAAGUGAUGACAGCUACCUGGAACACAACGAGGCAAAGCGGUGCAGCAUGAUUGAAUCGUCAGGUACGGAAGGGGCGUUCAUGCUGACGGUGCAGAGCUCCCUGCGGCGCCGUACCCACAGCGAGGGCAGCCUCCUGCAGGAGACCAAGAGCCACUGCUUCACCUCAGAUACCACCCUCAAUUGCUCUGAUGCGGAGGGCAAGAAAAGUGGCUGGACCCUGGGCUCCCCCAGGACCGUGAAGAAGGAGCUGGCCCGGAAUGGGGGCUCCAUGCACCAUCUCUCUCUCUUCUUUACAGGACAUAGAAAGCUGAGCGGGGCUGAGGCAAGCUGUGACGAUGGUGCUGAGGCCUCUCAGAAGAGGAGCAAAAAACUGGCCAAAGAUAUGAAGAACAGACUGGGGAUUUUCCGGAGAAGAAAUGACUCUCCUGGGGGCAACGGGGCUGGCAAGACAGACAAAGGGAUGAAAUCCCUGAAGCCCACCUCUGAGGAGGCACUCAAAUGGGGAGAGUCUCUGGAGAAACUACUGUUGCACAAAUAUGGACUCGCAGUGUUCCGUGCCUUCCUCCGGACAGAGUUCAGCGAAGAGAAUCUGGAAUUUUGGCUGGCGUGUGAGGACUUCAAGAAAGUCAAGUCCCAAUCUAAGAUGGCAUCCAAGGCGAAGAAGAUCUUUGCAGAAUAUAUUGCCAUUCAGGCGUGUAAAGAGGUGAACCUGGACUCCUACACACGGGAACACACCAAGGAAAACCUGCAGAAUGUCACCAGGGCCUGCUUUGACUUGGCCCAGAAGCGCAUCUAUGGGCUUAUGGAGAAGGACUCCUAUCCUCGGUUCCUCCGCUCGGAGCUUUACUUAGACCUCAUUAACCAGAAGAAGCCGAGCUCUCCGUUGUAGGGGGCUUCCCCCCCUCCCCUGGGGC
Gracilinanus agilis (Agile Gracile Mouse Opossum) is the source of this 3199-nucleotide messenger RNA. It is a transcript of the gene RGS3, whose product is annotated as regulator of G protein signaling 3. Gene Ontology annotation, biological process: signal transduction. Gene Ontology annotation, cellular component: plasma membrane; nucleus. Bases 1 to 3174 code for a protein of 1057 amino acids. Gene Ontology annotation, molecular function: protein binding. The record is from RefSeq and is a predicted model, not a curated record. Lineage: Eukaryota; Metazoa; Chordata; Mammalia; Didelphimorphia; Didelphidae. The transcript is spliced from 23 exons.